Molecule: messenger RNA, 978 nt
Organism: Terrapene triunguis (Three-toed box turtle)
Lineage: Eukaryota; Metazoa; Chordata; Testudines; Emydidae
Gene: BARHL1
Product: BarH like homeobox 1
Exons: 3
Coding region: 1-978 (325 amino acids)
Biological process (GO): regulation of transcription by RNA polymerase II
Cellular component (GO): nucleus
Molecular function (GO): RNA polymerase II transcription regulatory region sequence-specific DNA binding; DNA-binding transcription factor activity, RNA polymerase II-specific
Source: RefSeq, a predicted model, not a curated record
AUGGAAGGCUCCAACGGAUUUGGGAUCGACUCCAUCCUGUCCCACCGAGCGGGGAGCCCGGCGGUGCCCAAAGGAGACCCUCUGAUGGGGGAGUGCAGGUCCCCCCUGGAACUAAGCCCCGGCUCGGAAGUCAGCAGCGGGUGCCCGUCUCCCCACUCGCCGGGGAAGGAAUGCCUGGAGACGGUGGCCCCCAGGCAAGGGGUGGCCGUGGGCUUGGAAUCUCACCUCCAGCCGGGGCAGGGCUCGGCUCCUUCCCAAUCCAGAACAGUGACCUCGUCUUUCCUAAUCAGGGACAUCCUAGCCGAUUGCAAGCCCCUGGCAGCCUGCGCGCCUUACUCUAGCACCAAUGCACAGAGCGGCCCGGAGCCGGCGGGGCGAAUCCCCGCCAAACCCGGGGAGGACUUUCGAGAGAAAAUGGACAAAAGUAGCAGCAACGCCUCGUCGGACUCGGAGUACAAAGUGAAAGAAGAAGGGGACCGAGAAAUCUCCAGCUCCAGGGACAGCCCCCCGGUGAGGCUGAAAAAGCCCCGCAAAGCUCGCACCGCCUUCACCGAUCACCAGCUGGCGCAGCUGGAGCGGAGCUUCGAGAGGCAGAAAUACCUGAGCGUGCAGGACAGGAUGGAGCUGGCGGCCUCCCUCAACCUCACUGACACCCAAGUGAAAACGUGGUACCAGAACAGAAGGACCAAGUGGAAGAGGCAGACAGCGGUGGGACUGGAGCUACUGGCAGAAGCUGGGAAUUAUUCGGCCCUCCAGCGAAUGUUCCCAUCUCCCUAUUUCUACCCGCAGAGCUUGGUCUCCAACCUGGAUCCGGGAGCGGCCCUCUAUCUGUACCGGGGCCCCAGCGCCCCUCCCCCGGCUUUGCAGAGACCUUUGGUACCCAGGAUCCUCAUUCACGGACUGCAGGGGGGUAGCGAGCCGCCCCCACCUUUGCCCCCCCUGGCAGGCGUCCUUCCGCGAGCGGCUCAGCCGCGGUGA